Molecule: messenger RNA, 2013 nt
Organism: Pygocentrus nattereri (red-bellied piranha)
Lineage: Eukaryota; Metazoa; Chordata; Actinopteri; Characiformes; Serrasalmidae
Product: C3a anaphylatoxin chemotactic receptor-like
Exons: 3
Coding region: 140-1150 (336 amino acids)
Biological process (GO): complement receptor mediated signaling pathway; inflammatory response; positive regulation of macrophage chemotaxis
Cellular component (GO): plasma membrane
Molecular function (GO): G protein-coupled receptor activity; complement receptor activity
Source: RefSeq, a predicted model, not a curated record
CGGGUGCACCCCGUCUUGUUCCUAAAUUCUGAGAAUUAAAUCUUCUGUUCAGAGGAACAGAAUGUUAUGCGAGUUUUCCAUCUAGAUAUAGUUUAUCAUAAGCAACAAAUGCACUGGACAUCUCACCAGCACUGGACCAAUGACAGAAUCAAGAGGUAUCAUGACUUCUAUUCCAGUCACAGCGGCAGAAUAUCCUGACUUUAAAAACCAGAGUUCUGCAUUAUGCACAGAUGUGAAGUGUGUCAUCUACUCAGUGGCAAAUGUGAUCAUCUUCAUCCUGGGGAUUGCUGGAAACAGUUUGGUGAUCUGGAUUGCAGGCUUUAAGAUGAAGAAGUCAGUCAUCGCCACCUGGUACCUGAGCCUGGCCGUGUCCGACUUUAUAAUGUGCUCUACCUUGCCCUUUGGUGUCGUCCAAACGGUUACAGAUGAGUGGAUCUUUGGGCUCUUCCUCUGCAAAUUCCGAUAUUUCAUGAAGCUUAUAAACAUGUAUAGUAGCAUCUUCAUUCUUGUCAUCAUCAGUGUGGACCGCUGCGUUCUUGUUAUUUUUCCGGUGUGGGCUCGGAACAAGCGCACCGUAAGAAAGGCCACUGUGAUAAUUAUGCUAGCUUGGAUCAUCUCAGCAGCACUUAGCUCACCUGCGGCCAUUUUCCGAGACAUUGUGCACAACCGGAAGACAAAGUGUGUCAGAAAGUACAUCAAUGAGCAAAGCCAUAUUGCCAUAGUGUCUUGCCAAUUCCUUUUUGGAUUUGUGAUCCCGUUCCUGAUCAUUGUCUUCUGUUAUGUCCUCAUCAUGCGAAAGCUGAAGUUCAACCAGAUGACGACGUCCACAAAGCCAUUCAAGAUCAUGAUACUGCUGAUAGCUGCUUUCCUCAUCUGCUGGUUGCCUUUUCAUUUUUAUUCUUUUUUGAAAAUACAUUAUAAGGGAUUCAAUUUUGUCAAAGUGCUAAAAUUAUUUGGCGUCAUUCUUGCCAACGCCAACAGUUGUUUGAAUCCACUUCUUUAUGCGUUCAUGGGGAGAAACUUCAAGAAGCAGUGUUACUCGGUUCUGUCCAACAUUGAGAAUGCAAUUGAGGAGGAGGAGGAGGGCCAGGAAGGAGUCCAAGGGACAGCUAUCAACAACAGUGAGGAAAGCAUAAGUUCAGUUGUAUGACAAAUUUGAACAGUUGAAAGGAAAACAGCAUUUUACUUGUUUAUGUUACACAAAAAAAAACUUUUAAAAAAAUAAUACCUGAAACAGUGGCUUGAAAUCAAUGCUUGCUUUAACCUUAGGUACAAAAUUACUAGAUAUUUUGAGGAAAAAUUAUGCCUGAAGCUAAAACUCUAAAGGCAUGUAAUGGCUUACUGUUGGUGACAGAUACAUUAGAUCAAUGAGGCUCAAUUUAUAAAAGAGAAAAGGGCAACACUUACCAUCACGGAUUAGAAUUAUUUGCUAUAGGUCAUGAAAUACUAUCUAUAUACUAUUUAACUGUGCCUUAGCACAGCAUUAAAUUAGUUAAUUUCUUAAACGGUCAGAACCCACAGGUGGGCCAAAAAUGUUUUUACUUCUGUAACCUAAAAAAACAGUUUCCACUGAAGUCCUUGUAGUUACUGAAUAAUAAGCCUUAUUAUGUAACAAUUCUGAGAUUUUACUGGGACAAAUGUAAAAAACCAGCUCUGAGGAUAGUGAGGCAGCUGAACAGGUGUAGGUGAAAGAAAGUGCCCACAGUGGAGGAAUAUGUAAUGAUAAAUCAGUAGACUAACAGAUAAUGAAAAGACUAACACAUGCAAACUAGUUAGUUCUCAUUUGACUUUUUUAUAACUAAACAUAUCUAUCAGAUCAUCAGCAGCGCAGUAAGCAAGAGAUAGCACACAGUUCUUAAUAAAUACGUCAAAGAUGAAGUUCAACCAGAUUACGACAUCCAAAAAGCCAUUCACGAUCAUGACGCUGCUUUCCUCAUUGGCAAAAAAAUUAAUUAACAAAUCAAAUCAAAUCUACAAAUUUAUUUGUAUAGCGCUUUUUACAACGGAUGUUGU